Aspergillus pseudoviridinutans is the source of this 312-nucleotide messenger RNA. RefSeq lists its product as uncharacterized. The transcript is spliced from 2 exons. Lineage: Eukaryota; Fungi; Ascomycota; Eurotiomycetes; Eurotiales; Aspergillaceae. The coding region runs from base 1 to 312 and encodes 103 amino acids. The record is from RefSeq and is a predicted model, not a curated record.
AUGGUGCGCCAGGCGACACUGGAUAACACUGCGAACAUGCGAUCCAGUUCCAGGCUUUCGAACUCGAGCAAUCUCUCCGUAACCAUCAUCAGCUCUUCCAUUCUCUCGAUCUCCACCAAGAGGCAGUACAAGGGGUCUCUUUCAUCUAGCCUUCUUUAUCUACAACAAGACGUCGCCAGCCGCGAUACGCUCUGGACCUGUGUUCAACAAUACCAGCGCGGUGGACAGAUACUUGAGGAUCAAUACGAUGCUAUCGACACGUCUCCUCCCCGCCCUGUGGACUUGGGAGCGGAAAAUGUGGAACUGAUGUAG